This is a messenger RNA of Paramecium sonneborni, 1702 nucleotides long. Lineage: Eukaryota; Ciliophora; Oligohymenophorea; Peniculida; Parameciidae. The record is from the annotation of a GenBank genome assembly.
AUGGAUAAAAAUGCUGAUUCUUAAUUCACUUCAACUUUUUGGCGAUAGAUUCAUGAAGAAUAUUUUAUGAUAGAUACACCUGUGUCAUUGAAUAAGAUGAUAAAAUAAUGUAAAAAAAGUAAUAGUUAAUAACUAAUUUUAGUUUCGAAUAAUGUCAACUAAUAAGCAAAUGAUUUAAUCUAUAAAGUCUUAAAAUCUUAGAAAAAGAGCAAAAGUAAUAUAGAAAAAUAAAAUGAUUCUAAUCUAAUCCAUCGUUUACAAUUAAUUUUGAUGUAAAGAGAUAAAUCAUCCGAGCCAAUCUAAUAAUUGAUUGAUGAAAUGACUGAUAGAAUUUGUGAAUCUAAACUUGUUACAGAACUAGAUAAUUGUAAUAAAUUAUUAAGAUAAAUUCAUUCACUGCCAGAAGAAAAAUAAAUUGAUAUUUAUUAUUAAGAAGAAUAAUAAUUAAAAAGUUUGCAUUCUUAAAUAGAUUGGCCAGAUUAAAUAAGUUAGGUAAUUAUGGAACUUGAAAAUGAUUUAAUUUCGGUGCAAUAAAAAAACAUUUAGAAAAUCCAAAGGUAUAUUUAUAUUUAUAGAAUUAAGUUUGUAAACACAUAUUGAGGAAAUUAAUAAAUCAUUAAGAUAUCAAUAUAGUAUUUAGAAAAUAGGUGAGUUUGCCUUAAAAAUUUAUAGAAAUUAGAUUCAACAUCAUCAAGAGGAAUUAGACAAUCUUUAUAAGUUAAUCAUAUUAUAUGAAGACUAUUAAGUUGCUGAAAGUAUUGGAAAAGUAAAUGUUAAUUAAGAAGGUAUAAAAUUAUCACAUAAUGUUUAGAUUAGUCAGUUACUGUUAUUUUGGAUAAGUAUUUAAGUGAAAAUCCUUUAGUUAUAAGUUUAUCAUAAUUUGAAUCUCUUGAUAGAUUAAGAGAAACAAGUAUCAAAAAAUCAGAUUUGGAUUAAAUACAUAAUUAAUACUUAUUUAAUUAAGAUUUAUAGAUGUGUCACUAUUGUAGAAAUCUUAUAGAUAAAAGUAAAUAAAAAUAAUGUACAUAUAAUCAUAUCUAUAUGAAUUUACAUUAAUAUAAUGAUGAUUUACUGAACUAACAAAGAUAUUGCAUAUCAUAAAAGAAUAUGUAAAAAUUUUAUCAAGAUUUAUAUUCUGCAAAUUACAUUAUUGAAAGUAAAUAAAUUUAAUGAAUGGUAGAUGAAUAAAUUGAAUGCUAAAAAUAUUUUUGUUAUAAUUGCUUAAAAUAUGAAUUUGACGAAUAUGAAAUUUCAGAGAAAGAUUGGAUUUGCCCAUUAUGCAAAGUAUUACUAUAUCUUAAAUUAGGGUUUAUGUCUAUGUAUUCGAUGUUAACGCAAUGAUGUAAUAUAUAAAUUGAAAAGAAAUUUAUUAGAAAUUAAUGGGAAUUUAGAUUUCCUUUAUGAUUCUUCUCUUUUUGAAAGAUUAGUUAGUAAUAAGAGAAGGUUGAUUCAAAAUAUCUCUUUAGACUUUAUUAAUAAUUUUAAAAUAAAUUCAGAGACUGAAGAAAUAUUUUCAUCAAAAAUUUGUAAAAAGAAAAAAAUUAAUAUCACUAAAUAAAUUAAAAAGAAAAAGAACUUUGAUACUAUUUUAGUUUUGCCAAAAUAUAUUAAUCAUGCUGAUAGUUCAUCAUAAUAAACAAAGAUUAAAAUAAAGAAUAAAUUCAAGAGACUAAUUCCUAAUGAUAGUACUUUAUUUUUAUGA